GGGAACGUGACCAUCGCUUCAGCGCAACUCUCGCGAGACUUCCCGGAAGCCCCCCCCCACCCCUAACAUGUCCGUGUUAGCCAUAGCUUCAUGAGGGAGAACUUUACUCCUUCUUGACUGUUUUUAGCAGCUGAUUCGAAGGCUCCCAUCAUGCUUUGCUCUCUGUUGCUGAAACGGAGGAAGACGCUGAGGAGGAAGAGGAGGUCGGUCCUGUGACCCGGAUGGGGGAUGUGGUUCUGCACUACCGGCCUGGAUCGAUUGCCGAGCUCGGCGGUUUGCUGCAGCGGGCCGAGAGGCUCCUGGAGUCCUUCCCCUACAGGACUCCUCCCGUCUUCACGCCGUGGUCCCCCGCCACCGCCGACCGCCACCUGCCCAUCAGACCAGCCAAACCGCCACCCGUCGUCAUCGGCCCACCGCACCGGCUCCCCUCCGGAGGCAGGACGCAUGCCAACGCUCUCCGGGAGCCAGAGGGUCACAGUCUCGUUGCUGAGGGACGCCACGCCGGCCCCGCUGGCCCGCAGCCGCCGCUCAAACGCUCGUGGAGCGUAUUCACACAGAGCAGCGUUCCGCAGGAAGAGUCGCUGUCCAACGAGUUCCGUGGCGUGGUCGCCGCCUACAAGCUCCACCUCCACCAGAGGGCCAAGUGGGUGAUCGGCCGGCACAACUGCGGGGGGAGCGGAGACAUCGAGCAGGUGUGGCGGGCUCUGAACCGACACGUCCGGAGCUCCAGGCUGUCGACGUGCAACGCCAACAUCCGGCGGGAGCGGGCGGAGAUCUGGGUGUUCUGCGACGUGGUCCGAUCGGAGAGGGUGGGCCGCUUCCUGAAGGAGCAGCUGCAGCUGUUGGGGAGAAUCGAACUGUCUGUUCACAGUCGGGGAAACGUCUUCAGCGUGUAGACGAGCCUCCGCUGGUCCACACGGUGUUUAAUGUGCCAACGCUGACCUGCACAUGAGAACUCAACACACAAUGGGACAUUUUACUAUAUUUACAUUCUUUCUCUCUCGACUAGUGCAGAGCGUGCUCGUUCUCCGAGUGCAGAACUCCAUUCUUAUAUUGCAGAAAUAAUUCAGGAAUGAAAAGAUCAGAGGGGAGAUCUGUUUUUUGUACAUUUAUGAAUUUGAGAGGCGAUCUUAUUGAUUGUAUGUUUUCUCGCUGCUGUCUGAUGUAAAUAAAGGUCUGUUUUUAAUGA
Molecule: messenger RNA, 1189 nt
Organism: Gasterosteus aculeatus aculeatus (three-spined stickleback)
Lineage: Eukaryota; Metazoa; Chordata; Actinopteri; Perciformes; Gasterosteidae
Gene: shld3
Product: shieldin complex subunit 3
Biological process (GO): positive regulation of isotype switching; negative regulation of double-strand break repair via homologous recombination; positive regulation of double-strand break repair via nonhomologous end joining
Source: RefSeq, a predicted model, not a curated record